AUAGAAGGGGAGUAGAGAAGGGGACAGAAGAAGGAACGCAGCAAGUGGGACAGGCAGCAAGGAAACGGCCCAGAGACUCGCACAAGGAACACGUUAAGCAAACUGUCCAUAAUAAUCUCUCUAUUCCACAGAGAUGGCGGGAAUGAAUAGCAGAUGUCUGUGUUUGUUGCUUAUCACAGUUUUGGCUCUUGCGCUGCCAGCUCUGGGAAAUGUGAUGAGCCGGAGAGACACCGACGAUGACACUGUUGAUCCGUCACCAGACACAGAUUCUGAAAGUAAAGUCACAGCUGCCCCCGGCGACUGUAGAGAGGUCCAGUAUCCCUGCACCCGGAUGUACUCUGUACAGAAACCCGUCAAACAGUGUAUCAGCUACUUGUGUGUCACCAGUGUGCGACGUGUGUACAUGGUGAAUAAGGAGAUCUGCACACGCAUUAUGUGCAAAGAAGAUGAGAUCAUUCAAGACGAGAAGUGCCGCCAACUAGCCGGGCUCCCACCUCGCCCACCUGAGCCCCAAGCUGUUCCUACAGAGAGCACAGGAAAUUAAGACUUAAUUAAAGAUCACUUCAGUUAUAACCCCCAAUAUUAUCCGCACCAAUUGUGCGCCCCAAUCUCCGGAACACGGAAUUUAGACCAAUACUGUAACACUUACACUCCCUUAUUCCCAUUACCCAGUCACACACACAACCCUUAUAUGGAUUCAAAUUGGUUACUUGGGAAAUAUAGCUACAUGGCAUUGGAAGGAGGGAUAUGAGAUUUCAUGGGUACCAAUGCCAGGGUGGAGGGGCUUAGUGUUGAGCAUGGCAUAUCCAUAGGGAUGGUUGAGCACUAUGUACGACAAGGCAUUUUCCUUUACUAUAUUUGGGCCUCUGUUUCCCAACUUAUGUAAUGAUGUAAUAAUUGCAAUAUAAAGACAUUUAUGGAACCUCA
This is a messenger RNA of Pseudophryne corroboree (corroboree frog), 927 nucleotides long. RefSeq names its product microfibril associated protein 5 (gene MFAP5). Bases 134 to 544 code for a protein of 136 amino acids. Gene Ontology annotation, biological process: embryonic eye morphogenesis. The record is from RefSeq and is a predicted model, not a curated record. NCBI's taxonomy places the organism in Eukaryota, Metazoa, Chordata, Amphibia, Anura, Myobatrachidae. The transcript has 8 exons. Gene Ontology annotation, cellular component: microfibril.